UUGAAACAAAGCUCAUCACCAAAUCUUCUUUGUGUGCAAGCAAAAAAUCAGUGUUCUUUCUUUUAAGUUCAUCAACUACCAUAACUGUUCUUUCCUUGUAAUCUUUUUUUCCAUUUUUUUGUAAAGUUUACCAAAAUUAUUUCCCACAUUUCUUCGUAAAUCACUCGCUUCAUUAACUUAAAAUCUGUUUAGGAUUUAGAUUCCCCAAAAAAAGUGGUCCCUUAGUGUGUAUAAAUCUUGUCUCUUGUUAUCCCCACAUUGACAACCAAAAAUUCAAUCUUUGUGUGUAUAAAUCUGUUUAGGAUUUGAGAGUUUUUUGGCUUUUGUUAUGGCACCUUCAAACAACCCUGUUAAUUCUAUUUUGAAUCGUCUUCGUUCUAGUAGUUUGGAUCAGUGUUUUGAUUUAUGUAAGGGAAAGUUCAGUGUCAAAGGUUGUCCUUUAUUACAUGAUGUUCCUAGCAAUGUUAGUUUCAGACCAUUUUCUUUGGUUUGUAAUGAAACAGAGUCUGAUGCACCGUUUCCUUUGGUUCAACGAGUCAAGGCUUUGUCUCACAAAGGUGGGUUCUUAGGGUUCAAUAUUGAUGAGCCAUCUGAUAGUGUGGUGAACUCAUUGGGUAGGUUUACUGAUAGGAACUUUUUGAGUAUCUUUAGGUUCAAAACAUGGUGGUCUACACAAUGGGUUGGAACUUCAGGGUCUGAUUUGCAAAUGGAAACUCAAUGGGUAGUUUUAGAUGUGCCUGAAAUUAAGUCCUAUGUAAUAAUUAUACCCAUCAUUGAAGGUGGUUUCAGGUCUGCUCUUAGACCUGGUAAUGAUGGACAUGUCAUGAUCUUUGCUGAGAGUGGUUCUAGUCAUGUUAAGUCAUGUUGUUUUAGUUCAAUAGCUUACGUUCAUGUGUCUGAAAACCCUUUCAACUUGAUGAAAGAAGCAUUUAGUGCCAUUAGGGUUCAUCUUAAUACCUUUAAGCUCUUGGAAGAGAAGAGCCUUCCUAGUAUAGUUGACAAAUUUGGUUGGUGCACUUGGGAUGCUUUUUACUUAACCGUUGAACCGGCUGGUGUAUGGCAGGGUGUUAAAGAGUUUGCCGAUGCAGGGGUGUCGCCGAGGUUUGUCAUCAUCGAUGAUGGGUGGCAAAGCAUUAAUAAUGAUGGUGAUGACCCUAAUGAGGAUGCUAAAAACCUCGCCCUUGGUGGGGAACAAAUGACUGCUAGGCUUCAUAGAUUUGAAGAGUGUGACAAGUUUAGAAAAUACAAGGGUGGUUCCUUCUUGGGUUCUAAUGCCUUGUCAUUCAAUCCACAAAAGCCUAAGAUGCUGAUCACUAAGGCCAUUGAAAUCGAACAUGCCGUCAAGGCUCGUGACAAGGCACUUCAAUCCGGUGCUACUGAUGUUUCCGAGUUUGAAACCAAGAUCAAGAAGCUGAAACAAGAAUUGGAUGAUAUGUUUGAAGUAGAAGGAAGUGGGCUCCCAAAUGGAAACCGUGAAAGCUUUGACUGCAAGGGUGAUGACUUCGGCUUGAAGGCAUUUACAAGGGAUUUGAGAACCGAGUUCAAAGGUUUAGACGACAUUUGGGUGUGGCAUGCUCUUUGUGGUGCUUGGGGUGGUGUUAGACCAGGAGCAACUCACCUCGAUUGUAAAGUGGUUCCUUGUAAUGUCUCUUCAGGACUUGAUGGGACCAUGCCGGAUUUGGCCGUGGAUAAAAUUGUUGAAGGUGGGAUUGGACUGGUUCAUCCAAAUCAAGCUGAUGAUUUCUUUGAUUCCAUGCAUUCUCACCUUUCUGAAUCCGGUGUUACUGGAGUAAAAGUUGAUGUUAUUCACACUCUCGAAUAUGUAUCCGAAGAAUACGGAGGCCGGGUUAACCUUGCCAAGGCUUACUACAAUGGUUUAUCGAGUUCGUUGUCAAAGAACUUCAAAGGGACUGGAAUCAUCUCCAGCAUGCAACAAUGCAAUGAUUUUUUCUUCCUUGGGACAAAACAGAUAUCCAUGGGCAGAGUUGGUGAUGAUUUCUGGUUCCAAGACCCGAAUGGGGAUCCGAAUGGAGUUUUCUGGUUGCAAGGUGUUCACAUGAUCCACUGUGCUUAUAAUAGCUUGUGGAUGGGUCAGAUCAUACAACCUGAUUGGGACAUGUUCCAAUCUGACCAUGUUUGUGCCAAAUAUCAUGCUGGAUCCAGGGCAAUAUGCGGUGGACCAGUUUAUUUGAGCGACUCCCUUGGCUGCCAUAAUUUUGACCUUAUUAAGAAGCUGGUUCACCCUGAUGGCACCAUCCCGAAGUGCCAGUGCUUUGCCCUUCCGACCCGAGAUUGUCUUUUUGUAAACCCUUUAUUCGAUAAUAAGUCCCUUCUCAAGCUAUGGAAUUUCAAUAAGUAUGGAGGUGUUAUUGGAGCUUUCAACUGCCAAGGUGCCGGUUGGGACAGUAAGGUUCGGAGGAUCAUCGGCUAUCCACAGUGCUACAAGCCUGUCACCGGUUCAGUGCACAUCACCGAUAUCGAAUGGGACCAAUGCAUGGAAGCUGCUGCAAUGGGUGAGGCUGAAGAGUAUGUUGUCUACCUAGACCAAGCUGAAAGCCUACUCUUGUUGACACCGAAAUCCAAUCCGAUCCAAGUCACCAUCCAACCAUCUUCAUUUGAGAUUUUCAGCUUCGUGCCCGUGAAAAACCUUGGUCCUAUCGCCAAAUUCGCCCCUAUCGGUGUAACUGACAUGUUCAAUUCCGGAGGGACAAUACAAGAAUUGGACUACAACGAGACUGGAGCAGCAGCUGCAAGGCUCAAAAUCAAAGGUGGUGGGAACUUCCUAGCCUAUUCUAAUGUUGCUCCAAAGACCUGUUACUUGAACGGUACCGAGGUGGCUCCCGAGUGGUGUGCCGAUGGCAAAUUAAAGCUCGAUCUCUCUUGGACCAAGGAAGCCAAUGGAAUUUCUGAUGUGGUCUUUGUCUUUUAAAUUACUUUUAUCUAGUAGUUUUGGAUUAUUGUUUAGGUUUGAAACUAAUUAAGGAUGUAAUUAUUCAUCCCUCUCUUAAAAUUCAAAAAUAAUGAAACAAUCUAAGUUCAUGUUUCAAAUAA
Molecule: messenger RNA, 3051 nt
Organism: Gossypium raimondii (Peruvian cotton)
Lineage: Eukaryota; Viridiplantae; Streptophyta; Magnoliopsida; Malvales; Malvaceae
Product: stachyose synthase
Exons: 4
Coding region: 329-2929 (866 amino acids)
Source: RefSeq, a predicted model, not a curated record